Messenger RNA from Daldinia decipiens, 1651 nucleotides. RefSeq lists its product as uncharacterized. Gene Ontology annotation, molecular function: protein binding. The transcript has a single exon. The record is from RefSeq and is a predicted model, not a curated record. The coding region runs from base 442 to 1281 and encodes 279 amino acids. Lineage: Eukaryota; Fungi; Ascomycota; Sordariomycetes; Xylariales; Hypoxylaceae.
CGAGUAGAACAUAAUCAUUGCAAUAUAUGUGUUAAAAAUGAUAAACAACCUGAAUAUAUGGUGUCAGAAAGCAUUGAUCAAAGGCCUAAAGCCGCUCAGGCAGGUUGCUUCCAGUUAGAUAAGACACUAAGGCACCAAAUGUAUUAAAGACCAUAUAGCAAUGGUCCUAGGCAACCCAGCACCAAAGAACAAUAUAUCAUACCGCCCCGUAUAUAUACUAAUCAUAAUAAUCCACCACUAUCUACUGUCAUCUACUAUCAUACCGGAAAACUUUACAUCUAGUUCCUGAAACUAUAUCACAUAAACUUAGUGAACUAACAGCAUAUCCAAACCACGCAGCCAUGGAUACGAACAAGACAAUUUCAGAAGGUGAGAAUUAUACAUAAGCUAAGGCCUUCCUAGGGAAAUCGCUAAAGCCGUAAAGACGUCGCCCCGUGGGGAAUGGUCGAAAUUCGCCAGCUAGCUUCCAUCGGCGAAGCAAUAUUCGCGAAAGUUAACAUCUCCCGUGGAACGCGUAUUGCUGCCGAGACUCCACUGAUCAUAGUACCACCUAUCAAAUCUACCGGUGAAGAGCUAUGGGAGUUGUGCAAGGCCGCCGACGGAAUAACUAAUACCGAAUCCAAGGAGCUAGAAAAGUUACCUUGCAGCCCUAAAGUGGUAGAUGCUAUUAGAGAAGGAGGUUAUGUCGAUAACCGAGCAUGGUGCUUCUACAAGAGUAAGAAGCUGAAAAAUAACGACGGAAGAUUGCUCAAGGGGAGGAAACUGCGGAAAAUGGUUAACAAAACAAUCAAUCUCUGCAUCAUCUACCUCGUCAACAAUGUUCAGCUAGGACCUGGUGGAAAGUACGGCUCGGGUGUUUUCCCCCUAUAUACCCGGAUCAACCAUUCCUGCGUCCCUAACGCCUACAACUCUUGGAACCCAACUUUGGAGCGGUUGACUAUACAUGCGAUCCACGACAUCAAAGCCGGCGAACAGAUAUUCGUAGAUUACAUUGGCAAGACAUGUCGAACUCGCAACCAACGCGGCUUCUCAUUGUAUACCGCAUGGGGUAUCACUUGUAACUGCGCGGCCUGUACAGACGAUACACUUGACCAGUUACGGUAUCGCAUGGUAGUCCUCGAUCAAGCCCUAGCAGCAUACGAGUGCGGCAAGUCUGAAGAAGCACAUCUCGAGGGCAUUCCCAAGCUCGAGACACCCAAGCAAGCCCUCAACGCCGCAGAGGAGCUUGUAGAACUUCUCAAGAAACAACGGUUAUGUGGUAUGGAGCUCUGUAGAACGUAAGUACCUAACCUACCUAACCUAGGUAGUCUUUGGAAUUUAAGUCUUAGAUGUUCUGUUUUAUAAUACUUAGAGUGACGAUGAUGAUAUAGGCUUCGCGAAUGUUCGAGAUACGCGUUUGAGAGCGAGGAGAUUGAGAAGGCUUCGAAGUAUGCACAUAUGGAGCUGAAAUAUGAGGCGUUGCUUAUCGGUACGGAAACUCAGCAUCUCAAAGAGGAGCUCUAUGGCGCGAAAUAUUGGGUUGAAUACAUGGAGAAAGAAGUCAAGUCAUUUAUUUUCAACCUAUGAACUUAUGAAGGGUGGCUUCUGUUGUGGGGAUCAGGAUUAUGCUAAGAAUGCCAAGAGUAUAGAGCUGCAUAUAGAUAUGUAGUUU